AGUUUUUUCCUCGACCUGUACGGCGUCCAUUUUUCUUCACAAAGCCGGCGUUUUCUCACAUUUGUUUGAGUGUGCCCUUGGCGGAUUGUCGCGUCUAAAGAUUUGGAGCGGAAAUAUUAAGACUUCUGUUGUAGGAAGUGGAUCUCGUUAUAUUUGACUUUUACUUGCAGCAAUUUCUUUGAGGGAAAUGUCCUACUCGACGAGGUCUGGUAGGCAAUCAGGUCGAGGAGGGCAGCAGCAAACUCAAGUUACAUACCAUCAAAGUCCUAGACAGCCUGGCCAGCAGCAAUCAUACCAGCAGUUCCAGCCACCACAAAUGAUGUAUCCUGCAAGUCAACCUGCUCCACCAGGAGCUUCCUCCCCCCUUCCUCAACACCAACAGCAGCAACAACAACAACAUCAGCAGCAACAGCAAUAUCAGCAAACUCAGCAGUCGCCCCAAACUCCCCAGUUCAAGACGCAGCAACCGGCUAUAGUGAAGAUGGAGACAUCCACACCAGCCAAGACUGGUGCACCUGAAGGUCAAGCAGCCCAGUCACCAGUAGUCCUCACACAUCAGAUUCCUGUGCCAUCCCAGCCUCAAGUUCCCACGCAGGCUCAAGGUGCAGCUCCAAGUGCUGCUCAAAGUCUAGCUCAGCCUGGACAGCUAAGUCUGAAGGAUGACGACUCUGAGGUAUCAGAGUUGAAACCAUGGAAGAAGCAGAAAAAUCCUUCAUUCAAGGUUAACAAGGUUUUGAAGAGACGCCGCCAGAAUGCCAGAUUCAGGAAGCUCCUCAUUCCUAAAAAUGCGAUCAUGGUGUUAAAUGAGUUGCAGCCUGGCAUUUCCUUUGAGGCGGAGGAGCAGACUAAUGCCUUCAGCCAGUUGACCUAUACUGUUAGAAUAAAUAUUGAUAAUACAACCUAUACUGGUGAAGGCCCGUCUAAGGCUGCAGCAAAAGCCGCUGCUGCUGAGUUGGCUGUGAAAGGUUUGAUCCUGAAAAAAAUUUCUGAUUCAGGAUGUAAGAAAGAAGGUGAUGAGGAAAUAAUGGACACUACAAGUGGUGAUGAUGCAUCAGAGAAAGGAUCCACCAAUGGUAGGAGAGUAAUUCCAGAAGAUGAGGUUCCAUGGGGCAGUCUUGCAUCUUUUGCUCUGUUUAAACUGUUUGCUGACUGGAAGGCACAGGGCACUAGUAUCCCAACUGUUAUGACUCCCCCUCCUGUGAAAACCAUUCACAAACCUCCUGGUCCCAAAACAACUACUCCUCCACCAAAGGGAGCAACAGUACUUCCUGAAAAUGCAGAGGCUCUUCAUCCCGUCACUCUUGUGGGUCGAGUUUUUCCUGGAACAUUAUUCACUGAAAUAUCACGAGAGGGAACCCCACCUUACCUCACAUUCUGUAUGGGAGCAACUGUUAAUGGAGUUACAUACACAGGAACAGCAAAGAGUAAGAAAGAAGCAAAGAAAUACUGCGCCAUUGAAGUACUGAAGGGAUCAAACAUACCAUAUAAUACCAACAUUUAACUCCAGUAGCUAUAUUUUACCAUAGCUAACCAUGUCAUUACUUCUCCUUCAUGUACUCACUAAAAGUAAUUUUAUAUGGUGACAAGAGAUAAAAAUCAGAUCUCUAUGACUCACCUAUAGAUUUAGUGCUGUUAUUUCAUUUCUUUUAUAAAAUUAAGAUCUUAUUUACAUCACUUGAUGUAUGCAUUGUGUUAUUUUAUAAUUUGAUAAUUGCUGUUUUGACACAAUACAAUUUGUUUUGUUCAUUUGUUUUAGUGAGCCUAUGAAUUGAGCUUUUGUCAAAAUAAUAUCUGACGGAAGAUUUGCUUUAUUCCAUUUAAUGUUUGUAAUUGUGUUUUAAUUAUUUUCUAUUUUUCUUUGGUGAUUUAAUUACCUAAGUCAUAAAGGUAGUACAUACAUUGUAAUGGAUUCUUAUAGGCCUUUCCUUUUUCACUCGAUUGGUUUUUGUUGCCCCAUGUUCACUUAUUGUUUUUAAGAACAGUAUUAACUCCUUUUUUCAGAUUUUUCUUGUUCAAUUUAUGUUAGUGAUUCAGUAGAUACUUUUAUUAUCGUGGUCCACACAUCUCACAAUCAAACUUUCCUUCUGAAAAUACACAUCACUGUAAUGUAAUAGCUGUUAAAUUUGUUUGUACUUUCAAAUCAUGUGUUGUGUGUGACAUCCUUUUUUAAUCAAAGAUGUGGACCAUGCACACUGCACAUUUACAAUAGUAGCAUCAAUGUAUAUUUGGAUGCCAUUCACUAUUUUUGUGUGGAAUCAAAGUAUUGAAAUAUCUGCAAAAAGCUUAUGUUAAUGGGUAGAUCUUAAGGUGUGAAUAAUAGUAAAACCCAACUUGA
Frankliniella occidentalis (western flower thrips) is the source of this 2335-nucleotide messenger RNA. RefSeq names its product double-stranded RNA-specific editase 1. Lineage: Eukaryota; Metazoa; Arthropoda; Insecta; Thysanoptera; Thripidae. The record is from RefSeq and is a predicted model, not a curated record. The coding region runs from base 188 to 1501 and encodes 437 amino acids. Gene Ontology annotation, cellular component: nucleolus; cytoplasm. The transcript is spliced from 8 exons. Gene Ontology annotation, molecular function: tRNA-specific adenosine deaminase activity; double-stranded RNA adenosine deaminase activity; double-stranded RNA binding. Gene Ontology annotation, biological process: adenosine to inosine editing; RNA processing.